AUGCAGCAAAAUCCCCACGACAGUACGCCACCGUCCUCACCAAUUUUUAGUACUGGGACAAAAACUACCGCUACCACAGUAGUGAUACCACCAACUUCAGCAAUUCUACCACACACUUUCGAUACGAAGGGCAUAUCUGACAUUGAGUCGUUACAAGCAUCUUCUUCUCUAGAUCGCCGAAAGCGAGAGGAGAAGAAGAUGUCCACCAUCACGCCUACAACGACCGCCAGUAGCAGCAAACCUGAAGAGGAGGAGGGCGACUCAGAUUUGGACAAACUUCUAAUGGAAAGUCCGACCGCUACCGGUAGUGGUGGACAUCGACGCCACGGUACUUCCUCUCUUCGGUUUGGAUCUACCCACAGCGGAUACUCAGACUCUGGUAUCUUCGAGACUAGCUCACCAGGAAGUACUGCAACCCACUCUCUAGCAAGAAGCAGCACCACAACUUCAAAAGGGAAGCAAAACAUACGACCUAUGGUGAGAGACAUGUAUUCUGAGUAUACAGCUUCAACACCUCGGUCGGGAGACGCGAUGAGGGUGGAGAGGGACAAAACUAUCCUCUCUACAGUUUCUAUCGGUCCUCGAUCCACUACGGACGCGUCAAUCAGUACAGAUGAUUUCUACUAUCCUCUAGAUGCAUCUGUUCUACUGCCCACUCAGUCUGCAACUCCCCUAGUCAUGAGCCGAGCUACAAUUUCAACCCCUUCCCUACCCUUGACCACAGUUCCGUUCUCACCCUCAACCCGACUUGACCAACAGACACAAACGGAGAACAAGUUCCUUAAAACCAAGCGAAAAAGCACCAAACGCAUGCUCCUCUUCCACGCUCCUCAUCACCCCGUGAAAAGCAGUGUUGAAACAGUGCCACUACGCGCACUUGGUGCUAGCGACCAAUUGCAUGCUGAGCACACAGUCGACUUAGGCACAAGCGUGCCAGCACCCGCAGGCGUCAUUCUCGUAAAAUCGACUGCAGCAGCGACAGGUGGUGCUGCUAUGGAGGCAACACCAGUCAGCCAAACCCUCCGAGAUAAAGAUCAUGCGAAACUGAGGAGAAACGAGGAGGAGGCGGCGGAAGAGAAGGAGGAUAUGGAGGUACCUAGUGAGGCUGCGGCAAUUCAAGGCUUCUCUUGGAGUGAGGAAAGUGCAGACUCUGUGGAGGCCAGCUGGUAUCAUCCUCAUCUCCAUCUCAGUGAAAAAACCAAACGAUUUCAUAAGAAAAUGCGACGGAAACAAAAUGGCGAUGAAGAAUAUGUGAAGAUGGAAGAAGUUAGCAAAGUAGAUUACAAUGUCAAACUUCGGCAUUUUAUUGUAGAAAUCGCUUAG
Molecule: messenger RNA, 1323 nt
Organism: Hydatigera taeniaeformis
Lineage: Eukaryota; Metazoa; Platyhelminthes; Cestoda; Cyclophyllidea; Taeniidae
Source: the annotation of a GenBank genome assembly